Penicillium macrosclerotiorum is the source of this 2571-nucleotide messenger RNA. RefSeq names its product putative pH signal transduction protein PalA. Gene Ontology annotation, molecular function: protein binding. NCBI's taxonomy places the organism in Eukaryota, Fungi, Ascomycota, Eurotiomycetes, Eurotiales, Aspergillaceae. The record is from RefSeq and is a predicted model, not a curated record. Bases 1 to 2571 code for a protein of 856 amino acids. The transcript is spliced from 6 exons. Gene Ontology annotation, cellular component: endosome.
AUGGCGUCCAAUAUCCUGCAGCUCCCAUUUCGUCGGUCCCCCACCGUCUCGCUGUCGGAUGCGAUCACCCAGUAUAUUUCCUCCAAAUAUGACCAGCGUCCGGAUAUGUUUGCGGAAGAUCUGAUGAUUAUCGAUCGUCUCCGCACCGAGGCAGUUAAUGUCCAGGAAGCGCAUGUCAGCGGCAUCAGCCGGUUGGUCACAUACGCGGCGCAGCUCAAAUGGCUUGGAGGGAAAUUUCCGAUAGAUGUUGGGGUUGACUUUUCGUGGUAUCCGUCCCUGGGGUUUAAUUCUUCGCGGCCUGUUUCUCAAAAUAACCUACGAUUUGAACUGGCAAAUAUCCUUUUUAACCUUGCGGCUCUAUAUUCACAACUUGCCUAUGCGCUGAACCGAACGACUGCAGAUGGGCUGAAGCAGGCCUGCAACUAUCUUUGCCAGGCAGCCGGUGUUUUGAGUCAUCUCCGGACAGAAAUCAUCCCGGAUCUUCGGUCCUCACCACCGGAGGACAUGGACGAUGCAACCUUGCAGAGCUUAGAACAGCUCUUCCUCGCGCAGGGACAGGAAUGCUUUUGGCAGAAGGCCGUGAAGGAUGGAUUGAAGGAUGUCUCGAUUGCCCGCCUGGCGGCCCAAGUCUCCGACUUUUAUGGGGACUCUGGGGACUUUGCAGUCAAGUCCAAUGCUAUCAGUACCGAAUGGAUCCACCAUAUGACAGCCAAACACCACCACUUUGCAGCUGCAGCACAGUACCGGCAAUCGCUUGAUUGCCUGGAGAAACGCAAGUACGGCGAGGAGGUGUCCCGUCUGCGUGAUAGUCUGAAUUGCGUCAACGAAGGACUGAAAGAAUCGCGCUGGAUCAAUCGAACAGUGCUUGGUGACCUGAAUGGACUGAAGAGCCGCGUCACAGAUGACCUAAAGCGUGCAGAGAAGGACAAUGAUAUCAUAUACCUCAACGCGGUGCCCCCGAAGUCAGAGCUGAAGACGAUUUCUCGUGUCGCCAUGGUUGAUUCUAAGGCACCUUCACAAGUCACGGAUGCAAUUUCUAUGCUCGGUGACAAUGGACCACUCGGCCAGCCUCUUUUCGCGAAGUUGGUCCCAUAUGCGGUGCAUAUCGCGGCUAGCAUCUAUUCUGAUCGUCGAGAUCGACUGGUUAAUGAUUCACUUAUUAGAGAGCUGGAGUCUAUGACUGAUAAGUUGAGAGAUCUACUGUCGUCACUGAACUUACCCGGAUCUCUACAAGCGUUGGAAAAGCCCCUGGGUCUCCCAGGCACUGUGGUUUCCCAUGCGGAGGAGAUGCGACAGCAAGAUGGCUUGAAUCGUUUGCGGCGGUCUGUUGAGGACACAGCCACAGUCAAAUCUAACGACCGAUUUAUUUAUAACGAAGGCGUGGAGUUGCUGGCGACCGAAAAAGCCGAAGAUAAUGCGGCACGCCGAAAGUAUGGGACCGAUCGAUGGUCCCGCCAGUCUUCGGAGGCUGCUGCGCCAAAGAUUUACAAUACCUCCAAGGAGAUCAACGGCUACUUUACCUCCGCACAAAGCAGUGACGAUCUUGUUGAGCGCAAGUUGCGGGACUCCGAGGCCGUUUUCCGUGUCUUGACCGGCACCAACCGAGACCUCGAGUCUUAUGUGCCCAGUAGCCGCAGAGCUGCCAUUCCUCCUGAGGUGGAACAGGAGUCCAUCAAGUUGCGUAGCUGCUUAAGUGAAGUCAGUCGGAUGGAAAACCGCCGGCGCCGGCGCAUUCAAACCCUCAAGGACAAGGCCCGGGCCGAUGAUAUCCAUCCGGCCCUGCUGCGGGAGACUGCGAGGCUGGAGCGUGAAUUUCCCAUGCAGGCUAUCCAGGCAAGUCAAUUCGAGGGUCUUUUUGAAGACCAGCUGCGGCUGUAUGAUUCGGACAAGGAUAUGCUUGACCAAGAACGGGCCGAUCAGGACCGGGUCUCGGACCAGGUUCGAGAGGCCAAUCGAGCCUUCACCCGCGCGCACAAGGGAGAUGCAUCGACCAAGGAACGGGAAACAGCCCUGCAAGAGCUGGAGAAUGGGUACCUGAAGUACAAGGAAAUCAUUUCGAACCUUGAAGUAGGUCGCAAGUUCUACAAUGAUCUGGCUAAGAUCGUGAGCCGAUUCCGGGAUGAUGCAAAGGCCUUUGUGCACCAGCGGAGGAUGGAGGCCAGUCAAUUGGAAAUUGACAUCUCCAAUGUCGCCGCCAUGAACUCGCUGCAUAUCUCGCAGCCUCAUCUACGUCAGCCAUCUCACCAGCCCACUCCCGCACUUCACACCUCAUCCGCCUUUGCAUCUGCUCCACCAUCACAGCCGCCGUCGCAGCCGGCUCCUCCCAUCCAUGCCCUUCGGUCAUCUGAAGCUGCUGCCCCAUUGACCGCGCCGCAACCUGUGCGCGCUGCCGUUCCACCCUCGGUUCCCACGCCAGGCAUGUGGUCUCCCGAGAUGGGCAUUCGCUUCGACGGUGCUGCUAUCCCGCCAGGGGCUACCCCGAAUGCUGGCGCAGGAAGUACCGGUCGACCGCCUGCUCGUGGAGGCCCAGCCGGGACAUGGGAUGCCAGUCAGGGCUUGCGGUUCUCAUGA